AUGCAGGAAGAAAGGAAACGACAAGAGGAGGAGGAAGCUUCGAGGAAGGCCCGUGCAGAGGAGGAUGGUGCAGAGAUGCAGGCCGCAGAGGAGAGGUGCAGACGAGAGGAAGAAAAGUCGCGCCAAGAGGAACAGGAGGCUCUUGCGACCAUGGCAGAACAAGAGGAGAGCGCACGCUUGGAGGAGGAGGAGAGGCACAGAGAGGAGGCAGCAGAGGUUCGCAGACAGGAGGAGCAAGCCAAGGCUGAGGAGAGAAGACGGCUAGAAGAAGAGUUGCGACGGCAAGAGGAAGAGGAGGCGCUUCAGAGAGCCCGUGCGGAGGAAGAGGAGAACGCACGCCUGGAGGAGGAGCGGAAGCGACAGGAGGCGGCUGCAGAGAUGCGCAGACAAGAGGAGCAAGCCAAGGUAGAGGAGGAGGAGAGGGCUCAACUGGAGGAAGAUAGGCAGCGACGCGAGGAAGAGGAGGCGCUCGAAAGAGCACGUGCGGACAAGGAGGAAGAAAGGAAACGACAAGAGGAGGAGGAAGCUUCGAGGAAGGCAGCAGAGGAAGGGCGGCAACGAGAGGAACAGGAGGCACUCGCGAGGGCCCGCGCCGAGGAAGAGGCACAGGAGAUGCGCAGACAAGAGGAGCACGCCAAGGCUGCAGAGGAGGAGAGGGCACGAUUAGAAGCAGAAAGGCGUCGGCAAGAGGAAGAGGAGGCGCUCGAGAGGGCCCGCACAGAGGAGAACGCACGCUUGGAGGAGGCGCAGCGAAACGAGGCAGCAGAGGAGCUGCGCAGACAAGAGGAGCAAACCAAGGCAGAGGCUGAGGAAAGGGCGACACUAGAGGAAGAGAGGCGGCGGCGAGAGGAAGAGGAGGGGCUGAAGAGGGUCCGCGCCGAGAAAGAGGAGGAAGCUUUGAGGAAGGCUUGCGCAGAGCAGGAGAUGCGCAGACAAGAGGAAGGGGUGGCUCCUGCGAACGCCCGUGCAGAACAAGAGGAGACAGCACGGAUGGAGCAGGAGAGGAAGCGACAAGAGGCAGGGCAGACUCGAGCCAAGACAUCGCCGAGGGCCACGUCAUCCAAUGAUGUAACUCCGCCGUCUGGUGAUCCCAAGCACCGCUUCACGAUUGAAGCAACGGGAAGCUCAUCGGAGAUUCCACUUCGUCGACAAGUGGUGCCUCCGUCGAGUCAGGCAGUCGAAGAGCUUGCUACACUUCAGCAUCGGCCAAGCUCCGUAUCAAUGACAGCAAAGGUGCAGGCCACAAGGAUUUCGAGCCCACCCCCGCAGGACACCGCGACCCCUUCGGACACAUUUCAGAUCUUGCAAAGACAAGGGAUGCGUCAGGUAGCCUCUACCGUGUGGAUGGCCGAAACUCCCCGACAGACGCUUCCCGCGAGCGUUCGUCAGGUCAUGAGAUCAGCAUCCAGUCCAAGCACAGCUGUGGUGGCCGCCGUGGCAGCUGUUGCGAAGGUGAAGGCAGUUCAGCGGUGCAAGCCGGAUCAGUGGGUACCGGUGGUGCCGGCUGCGAGUGACACGUGGAGUCGACGGAGCCAAAGUCCCGCUCCCACCAUUCCACGCUACGCAAGUUACGGCUACAAGCUGCCAGCAGUUCCCAGUGCUCAGCAGCUUCUUGCCAGCCCAAGGCAGAGUUUACAGAGUUCGACUGGCACCUUGGACACCCCUGGAACUGCCACUCACAGGAUGCUUUGCCAGCCAGUGGCAGCAACUCAAUCAUGGGCGGAUCUGGCGGCGAGGGCGCGCGAGUCCUGCCAACAAGCCCUUCAAGCCGUGGCCAGUCCGAGCCCCAUAACUCCGAGAACGGCAUGGAUGGACCUCUCACCGCGGAGCAAGUCUUUAUCUCGCUUCGAUGGUGCCAGCUCACCUCCGCCAAGAGCGCGUGUGGAGCAUCGAUUUGUCGCAGACCCAAUGUUGCCAGCGACUCGUACUGCUUCUCCGAUGGCACGAUCGCCAGUGUACGAUCACCGCAACACCGUUUGGCUAGACGCGAUGAGGUCACCUCGUCCGACAGCACAGGUUGCCGACCUUUGGAUUCAAGAGCCUCGCUGCAGGACGUUGGCCUCGCCUAUCGUCACGCAGCGCAGAGAGGCUGUUGUGUGGAGACCGCAGUCUCCCCUUGCCGCGAUGCCGACUUUGACAUCGCCCAGUGAAACCGUUUUUCCUCUCCCUGAAGGGAGCGGUUUUCGCUAUCUGCAAGGCAGCCAGCCCUGUCGUCGAUGA
This is a messenger RNA of Symbiodinium sp. CCMP2456, 2220 nucleotides long. The record is from the annotation of a GenBank genome assembly. NCBI's taxonomy places the organism in Eukaryota, Dinophyceae, Suessiales, Symbiodiniaceae.